UAUCUUCAGAUGACAUAGAGGCCUUCAGCUAUGGAGAGUCACUUGGGACUCUCUAUUCUCAGAAGCUGUAUGACAGUGUAGACAUGAAACAGAGACAGGGUUCCAGCCCCAGCUACAUGGACUCUCCCUCCUUCAGCCGUCAAGCCAUGUCUCCCAUCACGCCUUGCUCACCGCAGCACUAUGGACACCCCGUGCUGGCUGCAGGCUCUGAGAGUGGCAGGAGCUCGCCCUAUUACGGCUCGCUGGAGGGACGGCCUAGUUCUUCUACCACAAACCACGCCCCCAAGCAUUUCCAUGUACCAGCCUCAGGCGAACCCAACAUCUACCACAAACCUCCCAUCUAUAAGAGAACGGGUACAGUGGUUUAGCCCGCCUUAUCCUGGUCG
This is a messenger RNA of Salvelinus sp. IW2-2015, 386 nucleotides long. Lineage: Eukaryota; Metazoa; Chordata; Actinopteri; Salmoniformes; Salmonidae. The record is from RefSeq and is a predicted model, not a curated record.